Molecule: messenger RNA, 1425 nt
Organism: Opisthocomus hoazin
Lineage: Eukaryota; Metazoa; Chordata; Aves; Opisthocomiformes; Opisthocomidae
Source: RefSeq, a predicted model, not a curated record
AUGGCAUGGAGAAAAUGAAGUGGGGAUUUGAGGGUGUGGAGCCCUUAUGAGGAACACUUCUGCUUGCCUCGUAUUUUGCAGAUUGACUUAAUAUUCAGUUUAAAACCUGGUAUUUCCAAUUAUCCAGUGUCAAAAUAUGUAAGCCAUUUAAGGCAAGGACUGUCUCUUUGUAUGGCACCUGACAUGAUGGGACACCUGUUCCUGAUGCAACUCCCUGAAGAAGUUUGGAUCUUGAAUGUUAUUGAUGCUAGCUAUCAGACUUCUGGAACUGAGCCUGUAAUUUUAUUCCAUGCGUUUAUUAUUCUAAACAGGCCAGAAGGAAAGGACUAUGCGCUGCACUGGCUGGUUUUGGGAACACACACGUCCGAUGAACAGAACCACCUGGUUGUUGCAAGAGUCCAGAUUCCCAAUGAUGAUCAGUUUGAUACUUCGCAGUACGACAGUGAGAAAGGAGAGUUUGGUGGCUUUGGAUCUGUGACCGGCAAAAUUGAAACGGAGAUUAAAAUUAACCAUGAAGGUGAAGUAAACCGUGCUCGUUACAUGCCACAGAAUCCCUGCAUCAUUGCUACAAAAACACCGUCUGCUGAUGUGUUGGUGUUUGACUACACGAAACAUCCUUCAAAACCAGACCCAAGUGGAGAGUGUAGUCCUGACCUCAGACUUAGAGGGCACCAGAAGGAAGGCUAUGGCUUAUCAUGGAACUCAAAUUUGAGUGGACAUCUUCUCAGUGCAUCAGAUGAUCACACUGUGUGUUUGUGGGAUGUAAGUGCUGGACCAAAAGAAGGCAAAAUUGUUGAUGCAAAAGCAAUCUUUACUGGGCACUCUGCAGUAGUAGAAGACGUGGCGUGGCAUCUGCUCCAUGAAUCUCUGUUUGGAUCUGUGGCAGAUGAUCAGAAGCUUAUGAUUUGGGACACAAGAUCUAACACCACGUCCAAGCCAAGUCAUUCUGUAGAUGCUCAUACAGCCGAGGUCAACUGCCUGUCCUUCAAUCCUUACAGCGAGUUCAUUCUAGCAACUGGCUCUGCUGACAAGACGGUGGCUCUGUGGGAUCUUCGAAACUUAAAAUUGAAACUCCAUUCUUUUGAGUCUCAUAAAGAUGAAAUUUUUCAGGUUCACUGGUCCCCUCAUAAUGAAACAAUCCUUGCUUCAAGUGGUACUGAUCGUCGGCUUAAUGUAUGGGAUCUGAGUAAAAUUGGAGAAGAGCAGUCUGCAGAGGAUGCAGAAGAUGGCCCUCCUGAGCUGCUGUUUAUUCAUGGAGGACACACUGCCAAAAUUUCAGACUUCAGCUGGAAUCCGAAUGAGCCUUGGGUGAUCUGCUCGGUAUCGGAGGACAACAUAAUGCAGAUCUGGCAAAUGGCAGAAAACAUUUACAAUGAUGAAGAACCAGAUAUAGCAGCAGCUGAGCUGGAGGGUCAAGGAACAUAA